Messenger RNA from Acanthopagrus latus (yellowfin seabream), 5322 nucleotides. RefSeq names its product low-density lipoprotein receptor-related protein 8-like. The coding region runs from base 1 to 2970 and encodes 989 amino acids. The record is from RefSeq and is a predicted model, not a curated record. The transcript has 18 exons. NCBI's taxonomy places the organism in Eukaryota, Metazoa, Chordata, Actinopteri, Spariformes, Sparidae. Gene Ontology annotation, molecular function: protein binding; calcium ion binding.
AUGUGGACGGAUAUAAGGACGCUGCUACUUUUCCACUCGGUCGUCCUCAGCCUUCAUUUCUCGGAGGCAACGGAUGAGUGUGAGGAUGGACAGUUUCAGUGCAACAACAAAAGGUGUAUACCGACCAUCUGGAGGUGCGACGACGAUGACGACUGCUCGGACAACAGUGAUGAGGAGAACUGUCCCAGGAAGACAUGUGCCCCAGCAGAGUUCGCCUGCCUAAACGGCCAAUGUGUCCCGGGACGUUGGCGAUGCGAUGGGGAGCCGGAGUGCCCCGAUGGCUCUGAUGAGGCAGAGGAGACCUGCAGCAAACAGACGUGCCCCCCGGAGAAGUUUGACUGUGGGGGAUCCACCAACAAGUGUGUCUCGCUGUCAUGGAGAUGUGACGGGGAGAAGGACUGCGAGAACGGGGCGGAUGAGGAAGACUGCGCUUCAGAUGCCAAAGCCUGCCCAACCGGUGAGUUCAUGUGUGCCAACCGUAAAUGCUUGGCCUCCGUGUACGUGUGCGACAGUGACGACGACUGCGGAGACGGCAGCGAUGAGCUCAAAUGCACAUCUCCCCUGACCUGCGGGCCCAACCACCUCCGCUGCAACACCUCCGAGUGCGUGCCGCUCAUGUGGAGCUGCGACGGAGACCCGGACUGCUCCGACAGUUCAGACGAGGGGCCCGAGCGCUGUGGGGGCGACGGGGUCCCGUACCUGCUUAACCGCCGGGCAAACUGCACUGCUGGGGAGUUCCGCUGUGCCAAUGGGGAGUGUGUGCGGCUCACGUGGAAGUGUGACGGAGAUCCAGACUGCAAGGACAAGUCGGAUGAGUCUGACUGCCCCCUGUUGACAUGUCGCCCCGAUGAGUUCCAGUGUGGUGACGGUUCCUGCAUCCACGGCACCAAGCAGUGUAACAAGGUCCAUGACUGUCCUGACCACAGCGAUGAAUCUGGCUGUGUCAACGCCACCAAAUGUGAGGGACCCCUGAAGUUUCUGUGUAAGAACGGGGAGUGCAUCGAUAGCUCCAAGGUGUGUGACUCUGUCAAGGACUGCAAGGACAGAUCAGAUGAGCCUAAGAAAGAGUGCGGGCUGAAUGAGUGUAUGAUCAACAACGGAGGCUGCUCCCAUGUCUGCAUGGACCGACCGAUCGGCUUCGAGUGCCAGUGCCCCACUGGCUAUCAGCUACUGGACAAAAAGACCUGUGGUGACAUUGACGAGUGUGAGAACCCGGACGCCUGCAGCCAGAUCUGCAUUAACUACAAGGGGGAUUUUAAGUGUGAAUGCUAUGAAGGUUACGAGAUGGACCCUGUUACCAAGACCUGCAAGGCAGAAGGGAAGAGCCCUUACUUGCUGUUCACCAACCGGCAUGAGAUCCGGCGCAUCGACCUGGUGAAGAGGGACUACAGCCAGGUGGUGUCCACCCAGAAGAACGCUGUGGCCCUGGACCUGGACGUGGCCAACAAUCGAAUCUUCUGGUGUGAUCGCUUUCACCGGAAGAUCUACAGUGCCUUCAUCCACGAGGCCAGCGACCCCUCCCAGCAGGUGUCACUGGUGGAUUCAAACCUGCAGACCCCCGUGGGUCUGGCUCUGGACUGGCUCCAGCACAACCUGUACUGGGCCGACUCCGGAGACAAAUCCAUCUCUGUGGCCUCGGUGGACGCAACCAAGAGACGCGUUCUCAUCAACACUGACCUGAGUGAACCCCGGGCCAUAGCGCUGGAUCCCCACCACGGCUUCAUGUACUGGUCAGACUGGGGCACGAGAGCCAAGAUAGAGAAGGCCGGGAUGAAUGGAGUGGACCGACAGGUGCUGGUAGUAGAUAACAUUGAAUGGCCCAAUGGCAUCACUUUAGAUGUAGCCAACAGGCGCCUGUACUGGGUGGAUUCGAAGCUGCACCUUAUCGCCAGCGUGGACCUGAACGGAGCUCACCGCCGGACCCACAUGUCAUCUGCAGAGAGACUGGGACACCCCUACGCUCUGGCUGUGUUUGAGGAUCGUAUCUACUGGACAGACAGAGACAGGGCGGCCGUCUUCAUGGCCAACAGGCUGAGCGGUCAGGACAUCCACACGCUGGCCGAGAACCUCAACGACCCCCAUGACCUUGUGGUCUUCCACCAGCUCCGCCAGCCGCCAGGCCCAGACAGCUGUAAUCUGGGCAGUGUGGCCAAUGGCGGUUGUGCGUACUUGUGUCUUAAGGCUCCGCAGAUUACCGAGCACUCGCCCAAAUACACCUGCGCCUGCCCCGACGGACAGGACCUGGGCCCUGAUAUGAGGGGCUGCGUGCCAGCAGCGCCAAGAAACGACACAACGACCGCCUCGCCUCCCGCUGGAGUCACACCUGGCACCGGAGCAACUGUUGCCGAAGACCUCCCGCCUCCCACGGGGGGCGUGUCGCAGGCGGACGCUACCCCCCACCUGACCACAGCUCCCUCUGGUGCCCCCGAUCCCCUCACGCCCAUCUCCACCUUCAAGCCCGUGUCGUCAAAGGAGUCAAAGGCGCUUGGCUCCCACUCCACCGCCACCGCGAUGGUCGUCUCUACCACACCUGCGGGGGACAGCAGCGUCUCUCAACACUCUGGAAGCGAGCAUUUCCUCCUGGGCGAGAACCUGACAGUGGCUGUUUUGGGAGUGGUCAUCCCCAUCGUUCCUAUCGUUGCCACAGUGGUGUUCGGGCUGGUCUGCGCCGGGGUCUACCUGGUGUGGCGCAACUGGCGGCGCAACUCCACCAAGAGCAUGAACUUCGACAACCCCGUCUACCGCAAGACCACCGGCGAGGGCGAGGAGGACGAGAUCCACAUCGGGAGGACCGACGGCAUGGGGCACCACGCGCACCACCACCCGUACCCGCAGGGCGUCAACAUGGGAGUCGUGGGCGCGGGGGGCGGCACCUGCCCGCAGUUCAUCGCCCUGCCGCUCGGGGGCAGCAUGCCUGAUCCGGGGACUCACUGGUACACCGAGCAGCCCAUGCUCUCCACCGCAAAGUGACCCACGAGAGCGGACUCCAGGGGGGAAGAUGGCCGCUCAGGCACACGCACACACAGCGAGGUCAGGGGUGACUCGGACUGAGAGUUCGCAGAAGGGACAAACAACAUAUCAUCGAGUGUCACAUGCAGCCAUUCACAGCCAGUGUCCUAUGCCAAUUUCCAUUUGAAAAAAACAGCAGAUUUAAUAAGAGUGACAUGAUUCUUUAACAAAAAAUUGUUUCAUACCUUUCCCUGUGCUGGAGCCGGAUCUACUUUUUCUCCAGUUAAGUGUUGAGAGUUAACGACAGAGUUAUCAGUGUGUCAUUGUUUGGUCCCUGCGUCGACCUGAGCUGGAAGUCAGAGUGGUUCCUCUUUUGCGUUGAUGACUGAGUGAGGCGUGUUUUGCAUUUUGUGACAGGUAUAGUGAGAGGUUCUGUUUCGUCCUUGAUGUAUUAAUUUGGGCUUUGUGUUAUUCCUGGCGGGCCGCGGCGCUCUGGGGACACCGUUUUAGCGAGGAGGAGCUCCGAAAACUGGGACAGCAUCUGCGUUGAUGGGACAAUCUGUACAGAUUCAUGCUCGAAUCGAUCAUAAAAGUCAUUACUGGAGCUAUGUUUUGUCAUUCAUAGCGGCUUCUUCUUUGUAAGGUUUUUCCGCCCUCUGAUUAAUUUUAAAGAACAGCUACCACCCACAUGAUGUGCUUCCUCUCUAGUUCAGAGGAGAGCUUUUCAGGGUGAGUUGUCUCACAUUUCAGCAAGCGGUUGAACACUGUUCAUUUAAGAGGUUACCUUCUCAUCCGACCUCUAGCACCCCAGGGUUUCGACAGGGUGCAGCGGGUUUUGCGGGCUGGAAAGACAGGAAAUGGAGUCGACCUUUGUUCUAUAUGAGCUGAGGUUAGAGGGAGGUUGUGUCUUCUUUAUCGUGACUUGUUUGAUGUUAAAUGGUUUGAGAAAAGCAAUAGACCGCAGCUUUUAGUCAGGCUGCGGUGUUAACGUGGUUGACAAAAACCCCUCCAGUGUUAGGAAUUUUAUUUGAUCACCCGCUUCUGUGACAAAUGCACACAUAAAUACACGCGGGGCGCAGCGAUAGCUAAUUCAUGCUGUUCUCCAGAGGACGGAGACAACGAGCUCUUGCCCUCCAAAAACACAAACAGCAUGCAUAAUUGCUCACCGAGUGACAAUGCGGCCAGUCAUUGUUCCUGGCAAGUUACACGCACACGCACACAAACACGUGCAUGCACACACACACGUGCGCGAGAAGCGAGCUGAAUUCCGCAGCCUCCUCCUGAGAGGGCCGAUAUCUGAGCAGACAGUUUUGGAAAGCUCCGUGUGGGAGGGCCCAGCUGGUGGCAGAAUGAUGAAAACGAGCCAUCAUGUGAUGUAACCACAGAGAACUAAAAUCAGACUGUGAUGUACGAGGUUGAGACCAAAUUGGCCAAUCACUGAACAUGUUUCAUGCUGUUUUAGUCCCGCCAUUAACACUGUAACUCCAUUCAUAAAUCUUAGAAGUCGGUGUGUGUGUGUGUGAGUGUGUGUGUGUGUGUGUGUGUGUGUGUGUGUGUGUGUGUGUGUGAGUGUGUGUGUGUUCAUUAUUAUGCAUGUGAGUGCUAACGUUCAUCCCACAGCCAUAUUUGAACUGUUUUGUAUGCUCUUUGUUGCACAACCCUCUUUAGAAUGCCUUCUGUAUUGUGUAUUGCAUGGAAGAAAACAGUGUAUGAAGGUGUGUGGAUACACAGGUGUGUAAGUGCGUAUGUGUGUAUGUGUGUAUUAGAGAGAAAGAGAGAGAAACAGUGUGUGACACUGGAGGAGCGUUGAGGGUGCUUUUUGACUCAUUGAUUUGUAAAUAUGUUUUCAUAAGGUUUUUGAUAAUGUAUUAUACAAUUAUGUAAAAGAGAAGCUGUACAUAAGAUUUUAGAUAAAGUGUUGACAGGUAUAUUAAUUUAUUUGUAUAAAAGGAGAGCACUGCAUUCCCUGAUUGUACGAAAUCUUAAUUAUCCACCAAAGUGGUUUGUGUUGUUUAUUGCUGUGCAUCAUUUAGAAUCCUCUUUUGAGUGCAACCCUUUUUUUUUUUCCUUUAUGUAAACAACAUGGUAUCUCCUCCACGAAUAACUCCCACAUCUUUGCAGCCCUUCCCGACCUUGGUGUUAACGAGAUGAUUGAUUUUUUGUUUUGUUUUGUUUUGUUUAUUUGUGCCUUUUUGUUUACUCUUUUUUUCAUCCUCCUCUAGUGUUUUUCAUGAAAAGGACAGGGAUCAGCCAGCUACUGUACGUGCAAAGAUGAACUGUAAGACUUAAGACCAAACUGGUUCCACUUUUUGCUUUUCUGUAAUGGAUUACUUUUGAAUAUCUCUAUAUAUUGGUAUAUAAAAUCUGACUGAA